AGCCCAAAAAUAGAGGGUUUGGCUCAACAGUGCUUCCUUUAUAUAACCACAGAACUCCAUCGAAAACUAGGGUUUACAUUUUUACACUGCCGCUUUAGCAUACUCUUCUUCUCCGAUUUUCUCCAAGCAGAACUAAUUCUCGAUCACCAUGGGGAAAACAAGAGGAAUGGGAGCUGCCCGCAAGCUGAGGAGACUCCGGAUCAAGCAAAGGUGGGCUGAUAAGCAAUUUAAGAAGUCUCAUCUUGGGAAUGAAUGGAAGAAACCCUUUUCUGGUUCAUCCCAUGCUAAGGGAAUUGUUCUUGAAAAGAUUGGUAUUGAGGCUAAGCAGCCCAACUCUGCCAUUCGUAAAUGUGCUAGGGUUCAGCUUAUUAAAAAUGGGAAGAAGAUUGCAGCCUUUGUGCCAAAUGAUGGUUGCUUGAAUUACAUUGAGGAGAAUGACGAAGUCUUGAUUGCUGGAUUUGGACGUAAAGGUCAUGCUGUUGGUGAUAUUCCUGGAGUCAGGUUCAAGGUCGUGAAGGUUUCUGGUGUCUCUCUCCUUGCUCUUUUCAAGGAAAAGAAGGAGAAGCCUAGGUCUUGAAGUUGUGGGAUGGCUAUCCUCUUUUUUCUUUAGUUUCGUUUAAAAAUUGUUAUGAAUUAUGCUUCCUCAGACUAAAUGAGUUCUAUGGACGAUUUUGUAUCUGUUUUAGUACUAGUAAUGUUUCUGAAUUUUGUUUGAUUUAUAUGAUAAAAUGUUUUAUAUCCUCC
Messenger RNA from Medicago truncatula (barrel medic), 744 nucleotides. Its product is annotated as 40S ribosomal protein S23-2. Lineage: Eukaryota; Viridiplantae; Streptophyta; Magnoliopsida; Fabales; Fabaceae. Gene Ontology annotation, cellular component: small ribosomal subunit; ribosome. The record is from RefSeq and is a predicted model, not a curated record. The coding region runs from base 149 to 577 and encodes 142 amino acids. Gene Ontology annotation, biological process: translation. The transcript is spliced from 4 exons. Gene Ontology annotation, molecular function: structural constituent of ribosome.